CGAUAAUGGACAGGCGCCCAAGCGAAAAUUAUGAAGAAUAUGAAAGCGACGGGGAUAUCCCCGAUGAGUUCUCCGAUAUUAUGGAGAAUGAAUUUGAAGAAAAUGAAGAAAGAUUCGAGCCUAGAGAAAGUGUCUCUAGCAGAGGCACUUUUAACAAAUUUGAUAAAGACAACUCCCGAAGAAAUACUGGUGCCAGGCCUUCCAAUACAAGCUAUGUGCGUGAGAAGGGUAGACCAAAACUUCAUGAAAUAAAUGAAGAUACUUACAAUGAAGGCUCUCCAGUCAGAGAGAAUCCUGAGGCACCCAGAGAUGAUGAAUCCAGCGUAAUCACAGAAGUGGUUGAAGAAAAAAUCGUCAAUAUUGAUAGUGAUUUUGAAGAACAGCAGAAUAACUCCCCAGAUAUUGACCAAAGAAAUAAGCAAAUAGAUGAGUACCUAAAAAUGGAUAGAGAGGAGUACCUAAAUAAAGAAGAAUAUAACAACAUGGAAGGAAGUGAUCCUGAAAAUUUUGAUUCUCAACCACAGGAAAAUUAUAACCUAGACGAUUACCACCCUCAAAACCAGGAGUCUGAUCAUAAUGAUUACCAUGAGAACGAGCUUAGCCCUGAACAAGAGGUGCAUGAACAAGAAGGAUACCAAGAUGAUCCAGAUUAUGAUUAUCAAUACCAAGAAGAAGGUAAUCCAGAGAUUCAAGAAGAAAAUUUACAAAACCAUCAAUACCAAGAAGAAUAUAAUCAUGAAAGAAAUCUUCCAGAAGGAGAGCACGAAGGUGAAGAUUAUGGAGAAGGUGAAUCUCAAGAACAAGAGGAAGAAAUCAAGCAUGCAGGGUUACAAACAGUAUUCAUCGGUGAAAAAUCCCAACAUUUACUUUAUUAUGUAGUAGAAGGAUUUGAACCAGAGCAAGCUGUUGUGGAUAUCGAUCCGGAAUGUGCUGAAGAGGAAUAUCCUCAAUAUGCUCAUAGCCCAAUACAAGAGAAUGAAGAUGAACAUUUUUCCUCCCAAAAUAAGGAUUAUCCUGACUAUAAUAACAGAACCAAGUUGUUCUAUCUCGCAAAUGAAGUGAAGAAGAAGGAUCAAGGAAGGAAAUUUGUUCUUUGGGAGCAAAAUGAAAUGAGAAACCAAUGGGAUGAUAAGGAGUACUCAAGGCUUCAGAAAUCAACAUCCCAAGCAAAAUUAGAGCAUCAUUGGAAUAAUGAUAUCACUCGUAAACUAAAUUCUCCUAAAUCAAAGGCUAAAAAUUAUGAUUUCUCUAACAUUGAAGAACAAAACCUACCUGUCCGUAAGAUUGAAAAAUGGUAUGAGAACACAGAAAGUCAGAUCCCACUGCUUACUGAUAAUCCAGCUAGUAAAAAGAGAAAAAUUGGUAAAAGAGUUGAGGUAGGAAACAGUUUGAAAGAUGUUCCUAAGAAAGAUCACUCAAUUCAUAAUAUUUUCCUUCAAAGUGAACUUCAAGCUCAACUUGAGAGAUCUAAGAAACAGCAAAAGGCACCUUUAACUCACAAAUCUUUGGCCCAAAAGACAGAUAUAAAGACUAUGUAUGCUGGAAGACCUAUCUUUGGAGGCCAUCAACCUGGAAACCAUCAUGAGAAUGCUAAUAUGGGCAGAGCUAGAGAUUUUCAUUCAUCAAAUAUUUUCUAA
Messenger RNA from Moneuplotes crassus, 1637 nucleotides. The record is from the annotation of a GenBank genome assembly. Lineage: Eukaryota; Ciliophora; Spirotrichea; Euplotida; Euplotidae.